Puntigrus tetrazona (Sumatra barb) is the source of this 3742-nucleotide messenger RNA. RefSeq names its product inositol-tetrakisphosphate 1-kinase b (gene itpk1b). Gene Ontology annotation, cellular component: cytoplasm. The transcript has 11 exons. Lineage: Eukaryota; Metazoa; Chordata; Actinopteri; Cypriniformes; Cyprinidae. Gene Ontology annotation, biological process: inositol trisphosphate metabolic process. Gene Ontology annotation, molecular function: magnesium ion binding; inositol-1,3,4-trisphosphate 5-kinase activity; inositol-3,4,5,6-tetrakisphosphate 1-kinase activity. The coding region runs from base 417 to 1637 and encodes 406 amino acids. The record is from RefSeq and is a predicted model, not a curated record.
CACGCACGCACGCAAGCUAUCCGGACUGAACUGAGCCCAGCCCCACCUCAGGAGGAGGCUGUGCUCGCUCUCUAGGUGUCUGGAUCGAGAGCAGAUCGCGUACGAUUCGUCCGAUCAUCACCAGAGCGUCUUCUAUUCUCAGUCUCGGCGACAGACGCACAGCAACACGAGUCAUGGAGACCAGACUGCCCUCCAGCUAGCUAACUGCUAUCCGAUCGGAGCCCGAAAACAUGCGCUAGACAGGUAUUUACCCCGCUGCAUCUGCUCUUUUAGCGCGUCCGCAGGGGAGAAAACACGACUUGAAGAUUUCUGACAACCUUCGGCAGAGACUUGAGAUGAUCUGAAUCUGAAAGGUAUUAUACGCAAGCCUGUUUCCUGUUUUCACUGGAGUGACGCCGCUGUCACAUCGGGCCGUCAUGCAGACUUUCCUGAGAGGCAGACGAGUGGGCUACUGGCUCAGCGAGAAGAAGAUGAAGAAACUCAAUUUCCUGGCCUUCGCGGAGAUGUGCAGGAAAAGAGGAAUAGAAGUUGUUCAGCUCGACCUGAGUCAGCCGUUAGAGGAGCAGGGUCCCCUGGAUGUCAUCAUUCACAAGCUAACAGACCUGAUCCUGGAAGCGGACCAGAACGACACCCAGUCCCUGCUGCUGGUCCAGCGAGUGCAGGAUUAUAUUGACGCUCACCCAGAGACCAUCAUUCUUGACCCACUUCCAGCCAUCCGAACUCUACUGGAUCGCUGCAAAUCCUACCAGCUGGUGCACAGGAUAGAGGACUGCAUGAGAGAUGUGAGGAUCUGUUCUCCUCCAUUUAUGGUGCUGAACAGUGAGUGUGGCCCAGACACGCUGGAGCAGAUCAAGCAGCACGGUCUUACAUUCCCUUUCAUUUGCAAAACCCGGGUUGCUCACGGAACUAACUCUCAUGAGAUGGCUAUAAUAUUCAACGCAGAGGACCUAAAGGACGUGAAGCCACCCUGUGUCAUUCAGAGUUUUAUUAACCACAAUGCCGUGCUCCAUAAGGUGUUUGUUGUGGGCGAGUCGCACACUGUGGUGGAGAGACCGUCACUCAAGAACUUCCCCUCCGGACCGUCUGACAGAAAAGCAAUUUUCUUCAAUAGCCACAACGUGUCCAAGCCAGAGUCGUCCUCUGACCUCACAUCUAGGGAUAACGUCGAAGGGGUUUCGCAACCACCGAAUGAUGAUGUCAUUAGGGAACUGUGUAAAUCUCUUCGGGAAUCUCUCGGUGUUUCGCUCUUCGGCAUCGACGUCAUCAUUAACAACCAGACGGGCCAACAUGCAGUCAUUGACAUCAAUGCAUUCCCUGGAUACGAGGGUGUCCCGGAGUUCUUCAGUGACCUCCUGAACCACAUCAUCAGCGUCCUUCAAGACCACUCUCCCAGCGACCCCUCCGCCCCUCCCCCUCCCGGCCAGCUGCCCGCUUUAGGCGCAGGAGAGCGCAACUGCGCCCCGUCCCAGGAGUGCUGCGGCCUGCUCGGAAAAGAGUCGGACAGCAGCCCCUGGAUCGUGGAGGGCGACGGUGGUCUGAAAGGCCCUCGUCAGAGACUGGGCUGCAACACGGCCAUGUCCCCCAACUUCCAACAGCACUGCGUGUCCACGAUAGCCACCAAAGCCUCGUCGCAAUGACUGCAGUGUGGUCCCCCGUCCUUUCCUGAACAAAUUGUGAAGACAAACUGAAUAAUAUACAAUAACAAUAAUAACUAUUAUACUGAUAAUAUAUCUGUAAUCGGAAAUAAACUAUAUUGGGAAUAAUCAUAACGAUGUUGAUAAAUGGGCAUUGGAUUCUGUCUCCUAUGCCUUUGUAUAUGUUUUCUUUUUUAAUUUCUUUCUCUUCAGUCUAACGACUCAGUACUGUAAUGUGAACUUGUCGGAAAUGAACAUUGAUCAGUAGCUUUUUUUUUUUAUUAAUCGGUUUUAAUUUGAAGCACGGUGUAAAAUUGGUGGAUGUUACACACUAGGGGCACGUCGGAUAUUUAAGAUUGAAAUGGUUCCGAUCUUUUUCUUUUGUUGCUGGCGGAAAAGACUAAGUUUUUAAUGACUCUGAACACAAACACAUAGAAUAAUCUAACAAACAGGACACUUAAUAAUGUCUUCGUGCUCCGUAUUUAGUGGCAAUCCUAUAUUGUGGUGAUCCACAGUGUAUAUCGUCGUGCAGCGUCUACAAAGCUCCUGUAGGCCGUGUGCCGCUGUGUUUGAUCUCUCGUGAAUCUUUUCAUAAUGCUCCAGAAGACUUUCACCGUCCUUCCAUAAGCAUCGUGACACCUGGCGUUUUUUUUCUCAUGUGCAUUUUAGUGCAUCAUAUCACAUAGGGUGGGGGGAAAAAAACGAACGACGAAGUUCGGUUUAACGGAAGUCGACUUUCUGAAGAGGUUCUACUGUUCUUCUAAAAAAUUAUUAUUAUUUUUUUUGGUCAAUGUUGAGUUAGGUUUUGGACGGUUUGUGAGAGGAUAUUCUGACAUUCCCUGUAUGCGUGUGUUGUUUUUUUAGCGGGGCGGUCCUUUAAAAGUUCGGACGUUUUGUAUAUGAUCCAGUUUUGAAUGACUUUGCUUCAGGUUAGUACGGAGCCUUGAAAUAUUUGAACAAACUGCAUCGGAUGGAUGUGAAUUUAUAUGUUGGGAGUAUUUAAUCUUCUUCUAAUCGCAAAGAAGUGACGCAUCUCUCCUACAGAGGGUUCAGCGCUUUGAUUCUAGGUUAUACCAUUCCUCGUUUAAAAGGAAAAUGAACAGAUUUGUAACAUAUUGCUCAUUAUAAAAGGAUUAUAAUUGCUAACUUAAAGUAUCUGUUUUAUACAUCGUAUAGUUAGCGAAAUAUUGCAUUCGAGGCAGUUGAAGCACUAAAUAAUCAGCAAAUUUAUUUAGCUCUAAUAUAAAAGUCGUUAAAACCAUCGGAGCGUUUUAGCAGUAAUUUAUGCAUUAAUUAAAGUGUAAUAAAGCCAAAAAAGCGAUUUGCAGCUUUUUAGGUUCUCUAUCGGUAAUGAAAGUUGGAUAUCCCACGGCGGGGGUUUUUUUUUGUGUACAAUUACAAAAAUGAUCAUCUUAUUUGUAUUCAUGUUUAUAAAAGAAUCUUCGCCCACUUAGUGCCCAUAAAGCGACUCCUACAUGUUGUGAGACCAACAGAAAACAGCUUGUUUUUGUUCACUGUGAGAGGAAUGAAUGUUGUGGGGAUAUUUGACAAACAGUGUCUUAAUAUGGCAAACAAGAACGGUGCGAAUGGACUGCUGUCAUCAGCAUCUGCUCCCAUUCUGUUCAGUUUAUGUGAAGUGAACAUUUAGUGGCACUCCACUGGCCCUUUGCACCUUACAUUAACGUUUUUCUUCUUCUGAUGGGGUCCAUUUUUUUAAGAUGAAUAUUUUCAUAGGUGUACCAAACUGUUUAAUAUCCUUUUCUAUAGUAACUCACUCCAUUGUGACGGAAUACAAAUUAAAGUGGUCGUUAUAAUUUUGAUGCCAUUUCAAUGACGAUUAGCCGUCUUUUUUUUUUUUUUUUUUUUUUUUUUUAAUCGGACAUGUAGCCUCUUGCUUGCAAUGGGUAUUUAUAUCAAGAGUGUUGGGAUACGUUUGUGUGAUUUGAUGGGUAGUGUGUUCAGAUUAAGUUUGCAUUUUGUACGUCCUAAAAAAUGCUCCAAGUCUGAGCCAGCUGAGAGAAUGACAGCCUUCAACACAGAUUUACCUUUUGUCUCUGUACUUUUGCCUUCAUUGUGCUAUCAAAUAGAAAAUCUUCUCACCUACUAAA